Molecule: messenger RNA, 7175 nt
Organism: Polypterus senegalus (gray bichir)
Lineage: Eukaryota; Metazoa; Chordata; Cladistia; Polypteriformes; Polypteridae
Exons: 15
Coding region: 3483-6377 (964 amino acids)
Molecular function (GO): protein binding
Source: RefSeq, a predicted model, not a curated record
GGAUGGAUGGAUGGAUGGACUUUGCUGCUGUUGUGACUUCAACUUACAGCCUACUUGCAGUUGUCUCUAUGUGAGUGCUUUCCUGAUAGAAAAGGCGCUAUAUACACCAAAGCAUGAGUGGCUGAUUCUGAUGGGUAGUGACCCCUGCACUUCUAGCUUGGACCCCUGCAGCCCUUGUUAGGAAAGGCGCUAUAUACUCCAAGGUCUGAGAGACUGCAAUGAGUACGGGUGUCUGUGUUUCUGAUUGCUCCUGUUAGACAAGGCGCUGUAUGCAGCAGGCUGCAAGUCCCUUCCCCGAUUGUAGUACAGAAAAGCUCUGAGGUUGUGCAAAAAGGCGCUAUAUACAGUAAUGAUGAUUCUCAGCUGGUAUUGUGACUUCAGUGCAUCCAUUUUGCUGCUCUCUCCACUUGAGUGAUUUUCUGAUACAAGAGGCGCUACAUUCACCAAAGACUACUAUAUACUCCAAACACUGAUUCUACUAAGCAUGGAAAUCCGCACUUCCGAUUGCUCUUGCUAGAAAAGGCGCUAUAUACAGCAGGCUGCAAGUCACUUCCAUGAGUGAGCUUCCUCAGAAAGGCGCUAUAUAGCGUACAGUAAAGACUGAGUAAUGCUAACUGAUAUGCACAUCUGCUUUGUGACAGCUCUUGCUUGAAAAGGCGCUAUAUAAAGCCAAGAUUGAGCCAGCUGCAGACCGUUCCUUCUGCCACAGUCUCCAGAGGAGGCGCCACACAUAACGGCGUAGCGUUCAUCACUGCCGCCUCACAUCUCCAGAGGCCCGGGUUCAAAUCUGUGCGGAGAGGCCCUGUGCCUGUACGAGUUUUCUCACAGACGUUCCCCCAUCCCGACUAAUGACGUGGUAAAUGAAUUGCCCAAUGUGUGAGGGGGUGGAAGUGCACCCUGAGGUGUGCCAGUGCCCCGUCCAGGGUUGGGCCCUGCCCUGAUAGGAAGACAGAAACAGGAAAUGGAAGGCUGGAUGGAGACGUGUGGUGGUCUGCACAGUAAAUGGAGGUGCGCAGCAUUCCGCCCGUCUGUCGUUUACGAGUGCAUAACCCACCAAUUUAGGCAAACUGAAGGGUCGAGACGGCCACCCCGUGUGACGUCAUUUCCCUGUGCUGAAGCCCUGUGGUGGACUCCUUGGCAGAUGGUCCAUGUCAGACGGCCAAGUCAGCUUACCACACUGGUCACUGGUUUGAGCCGCUUGAGGAAGCCCACGCGGACGAUUGAGGAACAUGUAAAGUGCGCGUGGCCGGCCGGUCACUGGGCUGAGCACUGCGCCACUGUCACGAUUUGCUUUUGCGAGAACUGCAGGUCAGUCGGCCACUGCGAGUUGGACACGAGGCCACCGUUACUGUGACGGGUGGUCAAGCGUGAAUCUCGGGAUGCAGACGCUCACGACCGAAUGAAGUCAACCCAAACCCCACACAUCCCCAUGCCCAGAACACCGUCCGCCCCCAUCCACGCCUCAAACCACGAAGAUCCCGGGAUUAACUAAGACCCUUGAGGCGGGCAGGUUUAACAAAACGCAAAGUCGCGAAUGACUUAAAUCAGCUAGCGGUGAGUGUGUGUGUGGUGGGGUGGGGGGUGUAUCAUAAUGUGGGGCCAGUCUUACCAGGGCGCGCAUGCUCAGUUCCGAGUCACCGAUCAGCCCCAGGGCUCAGGGGCAUUGCUGGCACUGGUGUGUCAUUUAAAAGCACAGCGGCGCCCCGCUCCUCCCCACGGCAUGCGCCUGCGCAGCACAUAAAUUCGGCUGGUGGGCGGGGCAAGUCCCUCGUGACUGCCUCUCCCUGUCGAUCGCCCAGCAACGGCCGACGCUUUUGGAAGCGCCGAGGCGGGGCUAUUGGGGGCUGGGGGGUUGUUAUAAGACUGAGAGCAGCGGCGCUUCCUUACAAGAAAACGAGCGUCACGUUCACACAGUGACAAUGAGGAAGAGCCGGAGCGACGCGCAAGUUUGCGGGCACCUGCGCAGCACGGGGACAGCGUGGGCCACAUAGUGGGGCGAGUCCAACGUGUCCACCGCCAGCGACUCCCAGAGCUGCAGACCUCCAGCUCGGGUCAGACUCGGAGAUUUUCGGUGCCGAGCAGACAAGGAGCUCAUGAGAUGUAAACCGCUUCACGUGAAGACGCCCACCCAGGGGUCAGCACUCCUCGAGCUCCGCUGGACAGCAGAGGUUGAAGGUAUCGGGACUUUGAGGUCCUUAACUCUCAGGACUUCACUUACUGGACGGACCCCCGGGGAUUGAACCCGGACCCCCGCAGACACUGAGGGCUUCUAUCACACGACAUUGGUCCUCAGGGUCCUUGACUUUGUAGACUUCAAGUGCUUCAUCCAAAGACGCCCAGCCAGGGAUCAGCACCCCUAGAGCCUGGUUCAAGGCAUCGGGACCUUGGGGUCCUUAACUCUCAGGGUCUGUGCUGCUGAAGACUAUCUGACGGCUGAUGAAAUUGUCAGGACCCCAAGGCCCCCAACUUCUAGACUUGAACUACCUCUUGGAUCUGCGCUUCUGGACCCCAAACACAGCAAACCUGGGGUCCAACAGAAACUGAGGGCUCCCAUGACACAACACUGGUGUAACACAUAAAAGGGAGAUGCUUCACCUGGGCUCCUCGAUCCAUCAAGGGGCUUAACUCCUCCACGUUAGAUCUGCACUAAUGGGCCCCAAGGUGUUGAACGCGGACCCCUGCAGAGACUGAAGGCUUUGAAAGACUCAAAUUGGGAUCCCUGGACCUCAAGGUCUCCAUCUCUCCAACUCGAUCUCCUAAAUCUGAAGACGUAUACCUCUUGGACCUGCACUCCUGGACCCCAAAAAGCAAAGACCUUGACUUCUAACCUGAGAUCUUUCAUAUUGGAGUUGCAUUACUGAAGCCCAAUGUGUUGAACCCGGACCCCUGCAGAGACUGAAGGCUUCUCUCGCAUACCUUUGGGCUUCAACUCUCAAACUGGGACCCCUGGACAUCAAGUUGCUUAACCCUCAAUUGAUGUCUUUGCCCCUCAAAGUGUUUGACUUGCUGACUUGUACACCCCCUUCCCCCCACUCAGUUUUUGUAAUUCCUCACGUUGAAGACCCCUCAACUGUUUGUUGCUCCUGAUGGCAUUUGAACCCGUACCCGUACAGUGCUGUAUGAAAGUGUGGCCAGCUGGGCACUGGGGGCUUUCAUUGUGACCGUCUCUGUCCCAGUAUAACCCAACUUCCCCCCCACCCCCAAUAGUGAAUAUUAAGGACACUCAAGUAUCCUGCCUACUACGCCUGCCAGGAUCGAGCGAUGUCAGAGACCACCAGCAGGUUGAGAUGAGGACUGCCCUCUGGUUUCGUUUCUCAUUUCUUGUUGUCUUGUUGCCUCACAUAAGUCAAAGUUGAGAUUUGCGUUCAGGAGAUCCAUUAGAGUGUAUGGAGAAAGCCCGGACCACCUUACGGUGAGCUGGGUCUCGACAGGUGACUAUGUCUCCACUGACAACCUGUGCACCGUAACAAGUGUCUGUCUCCAUGGUGCUAAAGGAGCGGGGCGGUCCGGGGGUCCUGGGGAUCCUGCUGUCAUCAGACCCCACUCGAGUUGCAGGGGCUGUGGAGGAAUUGGUCUGGGAGCUGCAUCACCAUAAAGAUGCCCUGAUGGACACUUUGGAAAGGGACCCCCGGAGCAAGGAGUGCCUGCAAACCCUGUGCCGCCUCUUGACCAGUACUAACGUCAGGCUUUGCAGCAAUGCUGUCUACAUCUUGGGCUCUGUCGCUGAGAGUGCCACCAUGGUGGAGCAGCUGGUGUCGGUGGGCAGCACCGGGUACUGGGAGAGCUGGGACGUUUUGGGAAUGCUGAACAGCCUGCUGCGGUGGGACAACCCUGAGCUGGUGAUGAAUGCAGCAGGCACAAUUGGCACUCUGGCGGAGAGCAGCGUGGGCCGUCAGUGGAUCCUGAGUGACCGCACCUUUGAGGACAUCGUGGACAGUGUAACCGAGCUGCUGGACGCUGCCAAUGAAUGGACAGUGAACAACGCUGCCCUCGUCCUGGCCCGCUUGGCACUAUGUGACCAGGGGUGUCGCCAACUGCUAGACCACCAAAACUCUGGCACAGUACUGACCAAGCUGAUGGCCUUGCUACAAGUGGAUAAAGUUGGAAGUGGGAUGAACGCCGCCUUCGCCCUGGGAAGACUGUGUGACAGUGACGCUGGCCGCACGUGUGUCCUUGGCAUGCCCGAGGCUCCGGCAAUGGUCACUGCCCUUGAAGCCAUGGUGUGCCAUGCGGACAGUGCCAGCAGUAAGAAUGCCUGCUUCGCUCUCAGCUGCCUGGCAACCAACAAAGAAGGCCACGCCUACACUCUACAGAGCCCCACCUUCCCCGAGCUGCUGAGCUCGCUGCUACACCUCCUGCAGGUGGAGGACCAGGAUGCCACGUGGUUUGCUGCAAUGGUGGUCAGGGUGCUGGCCGAGCAGCCCAGUGGCGUGUUGAGACUGCGGCAAUGUGGUGACUUGGAGCCACUCCUUCAGAUCCUGGCCCACUCGCCAUCUUCCCAGAAGGAGCUACUAGAUGAAGUGGAGCUCACCCUGAGGAGACUGAGGUGCCUGACAAAGCCGGCAGCCCCCCGGGCACAGCGGCUGAGCCCAACGUCCGUCCUGCUGACCUGGGACAAGGCCAGUCCGGAGAGCCAGCUGGAGGUCACAUACAGCCUCCUGGACAGAGACCACCUACUGUACUGUGGACCCGACUGCUCCUUCACGCUGCUGGACGUCCAGCCUGGUCGGCACUUCAGCUUUCAGCUGAGACUGUCCACCGAUGGGGGGGACGUCAGCCCUCUCAGCGACGCCUCUCACUUUACUCUGACAACUGAGGAAGAGGAGGAGGAAGAAGAGGAGGAGGAUGAAGACAUGCAGCUGCCAAGCUGCCCCCAAGACCUGCGGGUAACUGGGUGCACCACCACCCAGGUGAAGCUGAGUUGGGCACCGCCCAGCCGACCCAGCAGGACCCUUCGAGGUUAUCAGGUCUUCAGGGGUGAGAAGCUGCUGGAGGGCACUUCGGAGCUCAGCUGCAUUGUGGGUGGUCUCGCGCCCAACACCCUCUACGAGUUCUGGGUCUGCGCCAUUAGUACAAGGGGCCGCGGGGCCAAAGCCGGCAUCAGGGCUCGAACAGCGGACACUGGCAACCACGCGCCCAGCCGACUCACAGUCACUGUGCUCGGGCGUCACGAAAUCCUGGUCAGCUGGGAUGUGCCCGAGGCGCUCCUGGGCAAACUCUUCAACUACGAGCUCUCCAUGAACGGCAGAGUGGUCUACCUGGGCACCGAGCGUUCAUACAAGGCCCACCGGCUCACGGCCAACACGGAGUACACCUUCACGGUGAGCUCAAUCACCAGCGAGGGGCGCUACGAGGCCCGUCCUGUCACCAAGAGGACUGCGCGGGACGAGUAUGAGAGCACCACAAGGUGCCUGUAUGCCUCCACGCGGCCGAGCCUACAGCCCCCUGGUCACUCGGCACUGGCCAAGGAAGCAGCAGCUGUGGGGGACACCAGUGAGCCCGUCACUCGAACUCGCCACUCCGGCAAAGUGCCCAGGGCUCAGCUUCAGCUCAGCAAAGGCGACGUCCGAGGGGCAGAUAACGACGGCGGGGGCAAAGCGAGGGCAAGGAGGCUAUCGGCUCAAAUGCAGCGGCCGGAGGGCAGCGAGUGGGCAGCACAGGGUCCUGAGGUGGUGACCAGGCCUGGCCAGGCAGCCCAGCGCUGGCGAAGCCCAGGGCGAGAUGCAGGCGGUGGCAGCGCAGGCAAGAAGGAGGUCCACAUGCUGCUGCUAAACACUGUGUGUGCCUACCCGGGCAAAGGCGGGAACAACGAGGACCACCUUGGUGCAAGAUGGCCACCCAAUGAGGGGAGGAGGCAGCUACCCCGGAGAGCGAGCCCAGCCAGGGGAAAAGGCACUGCCCUCCUGGAGCAGCGCACCAAGUCCGAAACUGAGCUUGUACAGCGGGCACCGCGGAGGAAGAAGAAGGAGAAGAAGGAGGGCAUCUUGUGGAGGAGGGAUUUGUCCUUUGGUGAACAUCCUCAGGGGGCACCAUCCCUAGUGGGCCUGCAGCUCCUGCACUCUGCCAUGGAGUCUCCUGCCACCCUCAAGGCCGCCAGCACUGAGCCGAGACUGCAGCGAGAGGAGCCCCUGAGCACAGAUGCCCCCUGGAGGCUGAGGAACCUGGCUAAAGAUGGCAGUCAGUGCCCCCCUUCAGGCUUAGAGUACAGGAGCCCCUCACUCCCCAGAAUUGUUCCCAGAUUUCCGGUCACUCAGGGUCACAAGCCGGGAUCUCAAGCCGUCCUGCAGGAUAAGGUGAAUGCCACCCGGCGCGUCCACACACUGUCCCAGCUGCAGUCUAAACUGGCUCACAUGCACCUGGACUGGGCACAGCACUAGAGCGACACGGCGAGCCCCUCAAUGCAGUGCCGGUGAGCCUCACCCGCAGGCUGCCCUGACAUGGACACUUCCGGAGAGGAGGACACUGCCACCGCUGCCACCGCCAUCGUGGAGAUAAGCCAGCAGCGGCCUGGACACUUGUGUUCAUCUUACCUCGAGCCAAGUGCAAUGACGACUCCCCAUCCUGCAGAGGGCGCCAGAGCUGAGCAUAAGGUGCCCAGGACCAACGGGAGGCCCCGCCUUAGCUGACUGCUCCUGUCCUGCAGAGGGCGCUGCUUGUCCCUGUGCCCAAUGGCUGCCAGGUGACUCUUCACUGUUAAAACAGGAGCCUUGAAGUACGAAGUCCUGAUGACCAGAAGAAGACUUCUGCCCCCCUAACAGGACCUUCACCUUCAGCGGCCGUCAACACUGACCACCACCCUGUGGGACUGUGCCAAUCUGGCCGUGGCUCGCGCCUCCGCUCAGCUCUUUCAUUUAUUUCUGUUUACUGAAGCCUGCAUGUGAAAAGUCGAGUGGACCUGUUACAUGACGCCGGACAGACGGUGGUCACCUUCAAAGCACUUGUGGCCACCCGUGUGAAGCCACACUAUGUGAUGGCAUGAUGGGCAAAGUACAGGCGGACAUCAUGAGGCGGGCACAAUGUGAAGAGCCAAUGGGGCCAACCGGCAACACUGACACAAGUGUGGCAGGCCGAGAAAGGGCUGAGGUUGGCGAUUACCGCAGUUUGGUGGGCCGCCCAGAUGAGUAAUGACACUGUGAAUUCUAAUGAUUCCGUCCAAUAAAAUUCUCUUUUCUAUA